This is a messenger RNA of Limanda limanda (common dab), 903 nucleotides long. Its product is annotated as leucine rich adaptor protein 1-like. Bases 1 to 903 code for a protein of 300 amino acids. The transcript is spliced from 3 exons. Gene Ontology annotation, biological process: positive regulation of canonical NF-kappaB signal transduction; positive regulation of cytokine production. The record is from RefSeq and is a predicted model, not a curated record. NCBI's taxonomy places the organism in Eukaryota, Metazoa, Chordata, Actinopteri, Pleuronectiformes, Pleuronectidae.
AUGGAGAGAGAGGAGAGCCCCCGGGAUUUCUUUCCAGAGAUGAGGGAGGUGGAAAACAAGGUCGGGAGGAAAACACCGGAGAGUCUUCUGAUGUGGAUGAGGGAGGCUGCGGACUGUGGGGACGGCUGCAGGUGUGAUGAGGGGGACAAGGGAGACCACAGCUCUGCCUUCAGUGGAAGCUUCUCUGACAGGAUCAGCUGUUUGAAACAAGAGAUGAGAAAGCUGCGCUCUGCCGAUGUGAAGAUUCUGCGGCAGCUGCUGGCCGUGCACGAGGGUAUCGAGGCCAUGCGGUGGCUGAUGGAGGAGCGGGGGUCUCUGGUCAGUGGCGGCGGCAGCUUGACAGGAAGCCUGAGCAGCCUGGUCACUAUAGAGGAGCACGGGCCCUCUGUGACGCCCUGCAGGGAGAGCCAGAGUCCGACCUUCCCUCAAGAUUUGACUGAAACAACAGGCGAGGACUACGCAGGUCAUCGAUCACAACAUGAUGAUGGUGAUUCAUUCCACAAGAGCUACUUGGAUGUUCAGAGCCCCGAGUCUGGAGGAGUGAGAUCUCCAAGUCCUUCCAACUCUGAGUUUGAACCUAACCCUGCUGCCAACGGUUUGGUCAGUGCCAGUUUACAAAAGUCACAAACACAUGACGUGGACACAGCUGAAGAUGGUACCAUCAAGAGAGCUCUGCUCAGGUCUAGAAAGGCAAGAAAAGAAGUGAAAGCAGACAUUAGUGGUUUUACCCAAGAGUCCGGGGAGAUUCAGACAGAGCGCAGGCCGCCUCAGGAGAGUUUCAGAGCCUCUCAGAAUGAAGUGAUGGAGGAGCAAGAGAGUGCAUCAACUGCGGACACUGUUCUGCUGGGGUAUGACGCUCGGUGGUGCUGGGUGGAGUCGCAGGAUGAUGUGACGUUUUUAUGA